This is a messenger RNA of Benincasa hispida (wax gourd), 600 nucleotides long. Lineage: Eukaryota; Viridiplantae; Streptophyta; Magnoliopsida; Cucurbitales; Cucurbitaceae. The record is from RefSeq and is a predicted model, not a curated record.
AUGCCACUAACUUCCAUUUUGGAAGUAGAAUUGUUUGAUGUAUGGGGCAUAGAUUUCAUGGGCCUCUUUCCAUCAUUAGAAGGUCAUCAAUAUAUCCUGGUUGCAGUCGACUAUGUCUCCAAAUGGGUAGAGGCAAUCUCUUGCGUUAAAAACGAUGCAAACACGACGACAAAAUUCUUGAAGAAAAAUAUAUUCACACGGGUUGCGACAACCUACCACCCGCAAACGAACGACCAAGCUGAAAUCUCCAACAGAGAGAUAAAAUCCAUUCUGGAGAAAGUUGUUAGCACGUUUAUAAAAGAUUGGGCACAGCGGCUGGACGAAGCUCUUCGGGCGUAUUGUUCUGCCUACAAAAUGCCCAUUGGGAUGUCUUCGUAUGCGCUCGUAUUUGGGAAAGCUUUCCAUCUACCACUGGAGCUGGAGCAUAAAGCACACUGGGCACUUAAGAAGCUGAACUUAGAUUUAUCCAACGCAGGGGAAGCCAGAAAACUACAACUGAACGAGUUGGCUGAAUGGCGCUUUACCACAUACGAGAAGCCAAGCUCUACAAAAAGCAGACAAAAAGAUGGCAUGAGAACAAAAUCUAUAAGAAAAAUCUAG